AUGCAUCCCGUAGAGGAGCCGGUCUCAGUCGACGAACAGUAUUUGGCUUUCUUCACACACAGCGGGUUCCAGAACCAAUUAAUUCAAGUGGAAAACGCCAUAUUAUUAGCCUGGUAUUUGAAUCGAACAUUGCUGUUGCCAAGAGCCUUAUUCGGUCAACCUUUCGGAUGGUCUCUGUUCGAUAAACUUCAUAUUGAACAUCAAUUGAGAGACGUCACCCAUUCACCUGCCCAAGCUUGCAUCCAACACGAUGCUGAGCUUGAACGCUACGGUGUCGAGUGCCCCGAGCCAAGUCGCUACACUAUGAUGCCAUUCGAUGAAAUUUUUGAUCUGGACUGGGCUAAGCAACAUGUUCGCAUUGUUUCAAGAGAUGAUAUGUCGUAUGAAUGGAUGGAAAAGCACUUGGAUAUUUCUCGAGCUGGUGCCGAUAAUCAAGAUAAUGGGUCCUACGUAGAUGGCGACAUCCUUUUUUUCAAAGACGAAACCCGGUAUAACUGGCGUAUAUUUGACACACCUCAUCAAUCCGAGCGACUGGGAAAAUAUCUAGCCAGUCUGGAUAUAUACCAAAUGCGAGAGUUUCCACAAAAACUCAUUCAUUUUGGUUCUCUCUUUGGUUCGGGUAAAAUGCCCAUUCGACGACCUGAACACUAUGAAUUUUUAAGAAAACUGCAGCGCUCCAUCGUAUAUCGUCACCCGGUGGUCACUGAAGUAGCUGACAAUUUUUUGCAUAGCCUUGGCGGACCAGGAGCAUUUAUCGGUCUUCAUAUUAGAUCUGGUGAUGGAUGGUUUGUUCAAGCUUUGCCGCGAAACGUACAAAAUGCUGUAACCCAAAUAACGCUGUCCAUCGAUAAACAUCCCGAAGUGCCUUCCCUUCAAGAACAACUAGCCAUCAUACCCAAAGAUCCUCAAUUUGAACAAUGUCUCACUCUAGCCAAGACUCGAAACGUUACCAUCAUUUACAUGGCCACCGACGCUCCCCAUCCAAGCAGCAAUCCUGAUUUUGCUAUACUGUACUCAAGUUUUCCGUGUACUUUUACUAUCGACAGCUUCAGCACCAAAUUAAACCAACCAGCUUGGAAUGCGUUAUCCAAUGCAACCAAUGCGCAUGACGGAACGCCCAUGAAAAAGUAUUUGAUACCAUUAAUAGAUGCCACCAUCGCCAGUCGAGGUCGUCUAUUCAUUGGUACCGAAGCCUCAACGUUCUCAGGCUAUGUCUAUCGCCUACAUGAUGUCUUCUGGUCCCAACAACAAGCGGACGCACUGACUAGCCAGCGAUAA
This is a messenger RNA of Umbelopsis ramanniana AG, 1278 nucleotides long. RefSeq lists its product as uncharacterized. Bases 1 to 1278 code for a protein of 425 amino acids. The record is from RefSeq and is a predicted model, not a curated record. Gene Ontology annotation, biological process: protein O-linked glycosylation via fucose. Lineage: Eukaryota; Fungi; Mucoromycota; Umbelopsidomycetes; Umbelopsidales; Umbelopsidaceae. The transcript has 3 exons. Gene Ontology annotation, molecular function: peptide-O-fucosyltransferase activity.